Paracoccidioides brasiliensis Pb18 is the source of this 1263-nucleotide messenger RNA. RefSeq names its product HSP70/90 family co-chaperone CNS1. Gene Ontology annotation, molecular function: Hsp90 protein binding. The record is from RefSeq and is a predicted model, not a curated record. The transcript is spliced from 3 exons. Gene Ontology annotation, biological process: protein folding. The coding region runs from base 1 to 1263 and encodes 420 amino acids.
AUGGUGCUCAUAGAAAAGCUUCCUGACGACUUCGAUGAAUCUCUUAAUCUCAACAAACAAGCCCCUGCCGUUCCCACUCCUACCCUCGGUGCACAAGCUUUUCUCAACGAAACACCCUUUGGAAUCAAAGAGAAUGCUCUCUCAACACAAUCAACAACCAGCCCCGCCAUGCCUCCGGGAAUGGCCUCCAUUAAGUCACAUACAGCGGAUGAAAUAUUGGAUAUGAUGAACAAGACCCCACUAUUUAUGACUGAUCUGUCAAAAGCAACUGACGGAGACGAGGAUAAUAUUGCGCUCGAAGCUAUUCGCUCUCUGCAAUAUGAAGGAACAAGAGCAGAAAUCGCCCAGGGAUUCCGCGAGUCGGGAAACGAAGUUACAAGGCAAAAGAAGUGGAGUGAUGGGAAAGAAUUUUACAGCAAGGCCAUUGGGGUCCUUGCGGGGGACAAUGAAUGGGAGAAAAGUGAUGAUCCUGAGGGAGAUAUUAUAAAGGAACGCGAGAUCGCGGAAGCCUGCUAUACCAAUCGCGCAUUGUGCAAUUUGGAAUUAAAAAACUAUAGAUCCACAAUACUCGACUGUGCAUCGGCGUUGAAAUUCAAUCUGAAAAACGUCAAGGCCUACUAUCGAUCAACGUGCGCUCUCUUCGCCCUGGACAAAAUUCCGGAAGCAGAAGAUACCUGUGCGCGAGGUCUGACACUCGACCCAUCCAAUAAAUCCUUGCAAGCCAUGUCGUCGAAAAUAUCCGCGCGGAAAUCAUCCCUCCAGGCAAUCGCUGAGAAGCGACGCGCUGAGGAGGAACGAGCUCGCAAGGAAAAACUAGUCCUCAACGCCGCAUUGCGAGCGAGGGAAAUCAGAGUCAGGGCCUCGGACAAACCGCCCGAACUUGAAGAUGCUGUCGUUCACCUUUCGCCCGAUCCGCUUUCUCCUGAAAGUACACUCGUGUUCCCCAGCGUCUUCCUUUACCCCAUGGAUGCUCAGUCGGAUUUCGUCAAGGCGUUUUCUGAGAUCGAGACGAUAGGAGAUCACUUGGGCUAUAUUUUCCCCUUGCCAUGGGAUUCAGGGCAGGAAUAUAGGCUGGACUCUGUUGACUGCUUUAUGGAGACGGUGACUGGUGGGCUCAUCAAGGUUGGGAAGAAAAUGUCGCUGCUGAAGAUUCUGACUGGGGGGAAAGUGGAAGUCAUUGAUGGGUUGGUGCGCAUUAACAUUGUGCCGACGACCAAGUCAAAGAAAUGGAUUGAGGAGAUGAAAGCGAGGAAGGGCACUUGA